Messenger RNA from Mytilus trossulus (common blue mussel), 1281 nucleotides. RefSeq lists its product as uncharacterized. NCBI's taxonomy places the organism in Eukaryota, Metazoa, Mollusca, Bivalvia, Mytilida, Mytilidae. The coding region runs from base 186 to 653 and encodes 155 amino acids. The transcript is spliced from 3 exons. The record is from RefSeq and is a predicted model, not a curated record.
UGAUCAUCUAAAAGGUAAGAUCAAAAGAGCUGAUAUUACAGGUGCGAAACUAUUGUUUUUUCGACAUAGACACUGUGAUCCCUACAGUUGAUGAUUGAUAUCAAAUUAUUGACAUUGAUAUAAUAGCCACGGGUAUUAUUUGAACAUUUAAGGUGCAUUUGGUGACAUUUUUAUCGAAAUUAACAAUGUCUUACAGAGUAGGAUAUACCCUAGCUAGCACGCCAUCUACACAGACGAUGAGGACUUCAUUCCAGCGUGAUCGAGUUGCACCAGUUAUGUCAAUGAAUAGAAUUGCACAGUUAGCUUGUGAAAGAUUUCUAGUGCUGAUGAACGAAACACUCCUCAUCAAAGAACAUCGCUUGUCUAAUAUGAGUCAAGUCCUUAAAUACCUCAACGGUAUGCAUGAGGAUGUUGGCAUGUCCGGCGACAGAGGCGACUUCUAUCGGAGAAAACUUGCGGAACAAAUAUUUUUGAAGUUUGGAAUAUCCGGCGUAAAUCAUACAAAUGUGAUAGUUCUUGUUGAAUCAGCAAUCAGUUUGGAGAGAGCAUCACGGCAGUUGAUGAGUGAAGGAGGUCUGACUAGAGAUGCACCACCAAUAGAUAUUGAUGAAACAGUUCUGGACAUUCUCGCAAGACUUGCAGAUAUGUUUUAAUGACGCAAUAACAAUCAAUCCUUGCAAUACGAUAGCAUUUAUGUAAUGUAUCAUUGAUUCUAACAUGUUUUGUUUUUUUGUUUAUUUCAUUUAAUUAUUUUAAACAACAAAGAAAGAAGUAGAAUAAAACAAAUUUGCUUUAUAAAUAUAAAAUAUGAUAUUUUUUUAAAGUUUGCUUUGAAUGUUCAUUAAUUGGCAUCUCACAGAAAACGUACUCAUGUUUUGUCCAACUCAUGUUUUGUCCAAAAACAUAAGUAGCAAUACGUAAUUUUUUUUUUUUUUUACAUGGAACGGACGCAAAGUUUUGAACCCGGUCAGCUUUUCUAUUUUGUAAAACCGUAUUUGAUUAAUGAAAUAUUUGAAUAAUUAUUAUUAUAUAUAAAGAAAGUCUUGUUUUAGUAUCUUAAUGUUUCUCGAUUUUUUUAAUGAUUAUUGAAAUUAGCAUUUUUAUAUUAAAAUGAUUUUUUAACAUUCAAGAAACAUCCAAAGAUUUAAUAUUGUAUAUUUUAUAGAAUGUGAAGUUCAGCAAACUUGAAUGGUUUUCCUGGUCACAUAAAUCACAUUAUAUAUUUAUUUUUAUGUAUCAUUGUUGUCAUGUUUUCUUUUAAUAAAACAAAUUUAUGAUCGA